Molecule: messenger RNA, 2055 nt
Organism: Miniopterus natalensis
Lineage: Eukaryota; Metazoa; Chordata; Mammalia; Chiroptera; Miniopteridae
Gene: LRRC63
Product: leucine rich repeat containing 63
Cellular component (GO): cytoplasm
Molecular function (GO): protein binding
Source: RefSeq, a predicted model, not a curated record
AAAAAUUCUGUAUUGAUUAUAAACCUAAAUUUUGCCUAGAUUCUCUAUAGAAGUUUUAAAGGAUUAUUUUCUUACCCUCCUUUUCUUUCAUAGAAAUUCUGCUUAGAUUCACCUAGAAUGAUUUUCAUUAAGAUGUAAUCUAGAUUCGAAUGAAUUAUUUUUCAACGACGAUUCAAACAUAUUCCAAAGCUUUUCAAUCCUCAACUAAUAGCUGUGAAAAACAGUGCUUAUUAUUAAUUAAAAUGCAAAACCACCCACCACUUCUUCGAAGACCUUUACCUCCAAAGCUCCCUAAGCUGCCUUUAUAUAAGAAGAAAGUCCAUACGGCCAAGACUGAUAAAAUUGAACCACCACAUGAGAAGUUUGCUCAAGAUGAAACCACUUUAGUUGAAAGAGAUAAAACAAGUUUUCCUUCUGUUGUUUCAAGACAGCAACCACAAACCUCUGUCAAUAUCCAAACUCUCUCUCUCAAUUAUAACAUACAAAGCAGAGUGGCUACUAUUUCAACACCUCACAAAUUUAAGAAUGUUUAUUGGAGCAUUCCAGAGACUGCUACUGGUUCCAUAUUUUUUCCAAGUUUUCAUCCAGCUUCCAGACGAGUCUUGGGAAAAGAAAGAAAUCAAAUGGAAAGAUCAAGAAAACUGAAAGAUAAGCCAUCAAAAAUAAGAACAACUUCUGUUGAUAACAUGCUGAAAGACAUUCUGAUUUUUUCCUCAGAGUUCUCCAAAUCUUCAAGUGCCCCUUCCCCAGUUAUCACUCCCAAACCCAAGGAAGUUCACUCUGAGUAUUGCAGGACCUAUACUUUUAAGCACUCUCUGAUAGAUUUAAGUGCAACAACGCCAAGACGUCUCCCAAGAACUAUGCCUGUUCAAGCAAAAAAACAUCAGCCUGACCAUUUACAACAAAAUACGAUGGUGAUAAAUAUUUCUACUUUUCCUGGAACUAUUAUCAUACCAGCAGCAGUUUUACCAAGAAAACCUCGUAGACAGUCUGAAAUAGAAACUCAUUUAUCAGAAAAUGAAAAUCUAGAAAUUGUUCCAAAGCAAAGCACACCAACUUCAUUUGAAGGUAUUAAAUCUAGAAAAGAUGAUUCAGAGGCAAAAGUUAUGCAUGGUGAAGGUUUUAAGACUGUUGCAACAAAAUAUGAAACAAUAGCAGCCAUGACCAACCUGGCUGUAGUAAACUGUCAAAUAUAUGGAAGAAAUGCACUUAAUCUUAAGGGAUUUUUUAUCCUGAAUUGUCCAGACUUAACACCUUUGGCUUUCCAAUUGAUAUAUCUUAACUUAUCAUUUAAUGAUAUCAGCUCCUUUCCCACAGAAAUAUUUUGUCUUAAAUAUUUACAAAUACUGAUCCUGAGAAAUAAUCCUAUCAAAGUAAUCCCUUCUGAAAUUCAACAACUUAAGUACCUUAGAGUUUUCAACAUUGCCUUUAAUUUGAUUAUGACUCUUCCUCCUGGGUUAUUUUCUUUGCUCCACCUUGAGGAACUUGAUAUUUCCUACAAUAGUAUUGCUUCUAUUCCAAAUGAAAUCCAGAAACUCAGAUCACUUAAAAAAUUGGUUGUUGACGGGAAUGACCUGACAUCUUUUCCAUCUGGAAUUUUGAAGCUUAACCUAAAAAAAAUCCUAUUUGAAAAUAACUACACUCAUCCUAUUCUUUGGAAAGAGAAUUCUUUGAAUAGUCCACAGCGUCUUACUCAACUUACUUCUUUGUUCUUUUUGAAAAAUAAUCUGUCUGAUUAUUAUGAUGUGAUCCCAGUUGAAAUUCAAAUGUUACUAAACUGCACAUCCAGAUGUGAAUGGUGUCUUGGUCCCAAGUUUGAUGAAGAUUAUCGUGUCAUCCAAUCCUGCAAUGUUUUCGGAGUGACACACCUUCCUGUUAUGUUUCACGUCUGUUCUUCUUCCUGCUAUAAGGCAGUAAUCGAAAACAGCUGUUUAAGAUAGUAUUCCUGGUAAAAGAGUAUCUCUAAAUUCUGAGUUGAUGAUCAUACAAUGAUUUUUGAAUCCCACUUUAAAAGCCACUAAAGUUUUUAUAUAUAGUAAUUCAUUUCUUUGAGAG